Messenger RNA from Mesocestoides corti, 1482 nucleotides. Lineage: Eukaryota; Metazoa; Platyhelminthes; Cestoda; Cyclophyllidea; Mesocestoididae. The record is from the annotation of a GenBank genome assembly.
AUGUUUUUGGGCCUUAGUCGUCCCGUCAAGGUGGACAAGGGUUCCCACGGUCUGUUGGAGCUGCUGAUGAAUAGGGUGCGUGGCCGCGCCGAAAUUUCCGUUGGAAUGCGCAUCCGUUUGGCCUGUGAUUUAGCCACGGUUGUCCGCAUCACUGACGUAUCCAUCGGUAGGUUUUGCGUCCGGUUUCUAGUGUGCGUGAAACACGCAUGGUGCCGCUUCGUUGGUGCUCGUGGGACCCGCAUUAACGCAAUCGUGACGCCUUACUCGGGCUUUACCGCUGGUGUGCUCAGUCUGCGUGCGAUGGUGCUGCGACAUUCCCGUCGCGGGGACUAUGCUUGGGACACUGAUACUCAAGUACAAAAGGCAGAAACGCCAUCCUCACCUCCACCAAAAGUUCCCUCUCGAGGUACAAUACCAAUUUAUCGACGGGGGUACGGUGUUGCUCGUGCGCGUGGAAUGGUUCCCCGUCCGCUUGUUUGGGAAGACGGGCGUCUCCGACAGAUUGGUCUGGAAGAUGACGCCUGCGGACUACCAUUUCCUGGUGCAGUUUUGGGACGCAGUACUGGAUCCCUUCCGUCAGCUCCUCACGUAGAUGUUGAUGAAUUUGGUUCGAAUGUCCAAAGGGGUCGGGGACGAGUCUGUCGACCUCGUGGUCGGAUUAAGGUCCACCCCUCAAAACCCAUUCGCCAGUGGGAUGAGAAUGUCCCUUCGUAUCGACUGCCUGAGAUCAGUUCAGCUCUGCCAUCUCCAAGGAAGCGACCUAUUCUUCCGAUUGAUAUGUCUCUUCCGGUGUUUACGUUGCCUACAGACGUUCCACUUCCUUCAAAUGAUGUUCUCUUCCCCGCCUUGGAAUGUGAUCAAUCUGCCAUCGACAAAACUGGUCAACGCUGCCGAAAAAUGAAGAGCAGUGGUGUGAAUGAUUUUGACUUCGAGACACUGAAGACUUAUCGACGCUUAAACGGAUAUACCUUGUUUACCUUGGUAAUGAAAAAAAAGUAUGGUGUUGUUAACGAUGACAAUGGGCAGGAUCAAAAGUCGCAGAACCGACGCUGGCAGGCCCUCUGGUCCACGCUGCCUGAACGCGACAAGCAGCAUUGGCGUGCGCGGGCGCGCAAAACGCAGCGGCAGGUGGAGAGCGCUCCGGAGAAGUUCGUGGCAGCCGAGGCGAAACGGGGAAAUGAGAUGCGGAAAGCGGAAGCACAACUCGCGCGCACCGAAACCACCAAGUACAACCUCCUGGACAUUGCUGCGCACUUCAAGCUUCUCUCGGAUUCCUUCGCCAACGCAGCUGCCCUCAUGGGGGAGUACCGAGGUCCUGUCGCAAUGGAGGAGGUUACAUCAACGCUUCUUGACGGCCUGCUAACCUGUCUUAUUCCACUGGUAGCCAUUGCCGGUGAAUUGGAGCCUCUUGCUGGUGCUCCAGAUAAAUCGACAAUCUGCACUGGUCUCAGCUCUCUUGCUCACAUAUUCCCAAAUUUUUAA